CAAAUCGGCUCCUUUGCCAGGGAGGUAGUGUGAUGCGGGGCGGCUCCUCUCCUCCCACCGCCUCCUCCCAGUCCGCCCAGCAGCGGACUCCGUCAUUUCGCCUCAUCGUUCCUCACUUGUUGGAUGUGUCCGUUUUAAUUUCAGCGAUUUCAAGAGAUCCUUGGUGGUUGUUUGCCCUGUCGGAGUCCCGAGAAAACCGCCGCCGUGUGUGAAGGUUACCGCGUUUUACAGGUUACAUGCGCGUAAAAAGCGCUUAUCCUGAAACGCUGUCCUCGCUGUCCUAAGUGUUUGUUUGCACCGGCUGCGUACCGUGCCUAUGCUCCGUUUGUCGGUGUCUGCUGAUCGCUGCUGUGUCUGCAGCCGUCCCUCUGACCUUUAGUCUGCUGGUCCCGCAGCGGGAUUGUUGGGUUUUCUGUGCGCUCUGGACUCCGGAUCAUCCUUGGAGAAGUUCCUCCGCCGCAGUCCCAUGCACAGCGCUUCUCUGCUCUCCUCCUGCUGCGAUAAGGAUGCUGGUGGCUUUACACGGUCAAACUACACAGGAUUAGCCUGAGUUGAUCAAACGGACCAUGUAACCAGAUCAGCGAUCUUCAUACAGCGUGGCUAGACUUCUCUUCACCCUUACAACCUUCAAACACUCUUCUGAUGUGUUAAGCAACUUUGCUGAACAGUUUGAUGGAGAGCUGGUCGGAUGACAGCUGGAACUGUUGUCAUAACCGGAGGAAUACUGGCCACAGUGAUACUUCUGUGUAUCAUAGCUGUGCUCUGUUACUGUAGACUCCAGUACUACUGCUGUAAGAAGAAUGGGUCUGACAGCGGCUCCAUCUCUCAGCAACACUUUGCCUGCAACGCCUGCAGUGUCUCCGGCCUGGACGGGUCGAUCAUCACCCCACUAUCCAUGUCGCCACCAGAGCCUCCCGGAGCCUCCGACCCCACCAAACCCACAGGGGGGCAACGCAAUUACUGCCCCACCUGCUCACCCUACGACUCGCCCUUCUACAUCCGCACCACUGACGAGAUGCGCAACGGUGGCGAGCGCAUCACCUAUAUGCCCACACACUAUGAGAACCAGGCGCUGGCAAUGCCGCUGCCCACCUUGCGUGGCUCCCUGCUGAGGGAGACCCAGCGAGGAAGGCCUCCAGAUUUCUACACCAACACUCGAGCCAUCAGCACUGAGGUGUGACCACCCUAAAAAAAAAAUGAACACCACCCAUACACACACACACACACACACACACACACACACACACACACACACACACACACACACACACACACACACACACACACACACACACACAGACACACCUCUCUUCACUUACACACACACACUAGCACCACCACUAACAAUACCACAAACAUAAUUUUGGCACCUACUGCAGCUGCCAGUGGGGAUCUGCUGGAUAAAUGCCCACUGUUUAUGGAGGUUAUCACAUUUAUUUAGGGUUUGGGGGAUUUGAAGUGAGGAUUGUCAAAGACAACUGCUGGAGACUAAAGUGAGUGACAAACAGGGAUUACUUUCAUCCCUAGUUCCUCACUUUAUACCCUUGCAUUUUAAGUUUUCAUGUUCACUAAGAUAGUGAUUCUGUAAUUGAUGGUAGAUAAAACUGUAGGUUUCUUGUAAGAAAAUGUCUCUUUAUGCUCCCACAUGAAGGGUAUGGUUGUAAACUUGUAAACUGUCUGUUGACUGUUACUGUGUCUUUACUGACUGAGGGCUAUCUUAGAUAAUUUAUGCUACACAUCUUCCUUAUGACUGCCAACAAGACAAAAAUGGAGUAUGAUGAAGUAUGUAGUAAACAUGAAGUCAUGUGUCAUGAUGAGCAGAAUGGACAACUGAAACAGAUUUGAAAAAGUUACAAGAAGGAAAAGUCAACAUCCCUUCUGCAGUUUGCUGGAGCUCUGGAAGCAUGCUUGAGUAACAGGAAAGGUUGAAGAGGACAGACGACUGGAGCUUUCUCUAUGCAACCUGUCUGGCAAACUACUGCAGCUGUUCAUCUCCAGUCAUCUCCUUUCAGCUGUUUCUGUCUGAUCGAGCAACUUACUUGGAGGAAUAUUGUAAGCACGGUGCACUCCCAGUAAGAUAUGACGAUGCUGCACAUGUAGAUAGACACAAGAGAUUUAAAACUGAAUCAUGGAUACAGUAGUUCUCUUGGGUUUCCAGCUCCACCCUGAACCCUCACUUUCUCUCCUGAGGUGUAAACCUGUGAACGAGCAAGGAUUCCUGAUCCCUUCAACGCAACAGUGGCGAGCUUGAGAUGAACUAAAACUUUCUCUUUUGACAGUGCUGCAAAAAGUUUGAUAUGUAAAUAUUAACCAGAAAGCAAUGAACGCGUCUCUUGAUCCCAUUGUGUUCUUGACGAAAACGAGAUGCACCGUGGGAUUUGAACAUGAUGUAUUUUGAGAGAGGGGGUGUGAUUUACUUGUUUGUGUUAUUUUGUCUACACACUCCUCCUAUACUCCUGUACUACUCUCAUGUUGAAUCUUUGAAAUGCAAAUAACCAUGUCAUUUCUUUUCAUGUUUUUUUUUCUUCAUAUUGUGAGAAGUCAGAAUACACAUUUAUGUGAUUAAAAACUCUUUCACAGUU
This is a messenger RNA of Cottoperca gobio, 2582 nucleotides long. It is a transcript of the gene fam163ab, whose product is annotated as family with sequence similarity 163 member Ab. The transcript has 5 exons. The coding region runs from base 689 to 1180 and encodes 163 amino acids. The record is from RefSeq and is a predicted model, not a curated record. NCBI's taxonomy places the organism in Eukaryota, Metazoa, Chordata, Actinopteri, Perciformes, Bovichtidae.